Messenger RNA from Botrytis byssoidea, 264 nucleotides. RefSeq lists its product as uncharacterized. NCBI's taxonomy places the organism in Eukaryota, Fungi, Ascomycota, Leotiomycetes, Helotiales, Sclerotiniaceae. Gene Ontology annotation, molecular function: zinc ion binding; DNA-binding transcription factor activity, RNA polymerase II-specific. Gene Ontology annotation, biological process: regulation of DNA-templated transcription. The record is from RefSeq and is a predicted model, not a curated record. The transcript has 3 exons. Bases 1 to 264 code for a protein of 87 amino acids.
AUGAACCAAGACUCGGCAUCUAGUUCCACUUUUGGAGCAGCUCCAGUGCGGAAGGACAGAGGACCGAUCGCGAGCCAGGCUAGUGCUUGUGAUGUUUGUCGACAACGGAAGCAGAGAUGUGACGAGAACCGUCCGAAGUGCGGUCUUUGUACACGCUUGAAGAUAGACUGCAACUAUAGGGAGCCCGUCCCGACAAAGACGAUUCGAUGCUGCGAACGGGACUUGAAAUGUUUUAGUCUUCUCAUCUGUAAUGGAUCUUACUAA